Messenger RNA from Aspergillus aculeatus ATCC 16872, 708 nucleotides. Its product is annotated as SDR family NAD(P)-dependent oxidoreductase. Bases 1 to 708 code for a protein of 235 amino acids. The transcript has 3 exons. Lineage: Eukaryota; Fungi; Ascomycota; Eurotiomycetes; Eurotiales; Aspergillaceae. The record is from RefSeq and is a predicted model, not a curated record.
AUGACCACCACCGCAGCCCCAGUCGUCCUCAUUCUCGGUGCCGGUCGCAACAUCGGCCAGCACACAGCCCAGCACUUCGCAGCCAAGGGCUACCGAGUCGCCCUCACAGCUCGAAACGUCAACCCCGAUGACAGUACGGAGACCCAGCUACAUAUCCAAUGCGACCUCGCCGACCCCCAGGCCGUCCAUGAUGUCUUCUCGCGCGUGAAGACUACCCUGGGAGCUCCGAGCGUGGUCAUCUACAAUGCCUACGGCUUAACCCCAACGGACGCCGACGACGUUUUCAAAGUCACCACUGAGCAAUUCACCCGCGAUCUGAACGUCAACACCACCAGUGUUUUUGUCGCCGCCAAGCUGGCUGUCGAGGGAUUCAAGACACUACCUGCCUCCGCAGCACGGACGUUCCUGUACACAGGGAACGCACUGAACACGGUUGCCGUACCUCCGCUCUUCACGUUGGGGGUGGGGAAGACGGCCACUGCGCAUAUGAUCGAGUGUGCGGCGAUCGCUUACCAGGAGAAGGGAUAUAAGUUCUACUUCGUCGACGAGCGGAGAGCGGACGGGUCAUCUUCAGGCGACAUCGACGGCGCGGCACACGCGCAGCUAUUCGCGGAGCUGGCCGAGAACAAGGAGCAACAACCGUGGCAGCAGACCUUCGUCAAGGGCGAGGGGUACAAGGUGUUUGGUAAAGGGUUUCUGGGUAACUGA